AUGAUGGACCUGAAGGUGGACGAGGAGGAGGUGGAGAACGGGCAGCCGGUCAGCAUCGAGACAUUCGCCAGCAGCUCCACGCUGCAUGGCCUGUCCCACAUCUUCUCCUACGAGCGCCUGUCAGUCAAGCGCAUCUUCUGGACCCUGUGUUUCCUGGGCUCCUUGGCUGUGCUGGUCUUCGUCUGCAAUGAGAGGAUCCAGUACUACUUUCGCUACCCUCACGUCACCAAGCUGGACGAGGUGGCUGCUAGCCACAUGACCUUCCCAGCCAUCACCUUCUGCAACCUCAACGAGUUUCGCUUCAGCCGGGUGACCAAGAAUGAUCUGUACCACGCUGGGGAGCUCCUCGCCCUGCUUAAUAGCAGGUACGAGAUUCCGGACACCCAAAUGGCUGAUGAGAAACAGCUGGAGAUUCUGCAGGAGAAGGCAAAUUUCCGCAACUUCAAGCCCAAACCUUUUAACAUGCGGGAGUUCUCGGACCGAGCUGGCCAUGAUAUCCAGGAAAUGCUGCUCUCCUGCUUGUUCCGUGGGGAGCCGUGUGGCCCCGCUGACUUUAAAGUGGUUUUCACCCGCUACGGAAAGUGCUACACCUUCAAUUCCGGCCAGUCUGACAAGCCACCCCUCAUCACCAUGAAAGGGGGCACUGGCAAUGGCUUGGAGAUCAUGCUGGACAUUCAACAGGAUGAAUACCUUCCGGUCUGGGGCGAGACAGAUGAGACAUCCUUUGAAGCUGGGAUUAAAGUGCAAAUCCACAGCCAGGAUGAGCCACCCUUCAUUGACCAGCUGGGAUUUGGAGUGGCACCUGGCUUCCAAACAUUUGUGUCCUGCCAAGAGCAGCGGCUUAUCUACCUUCCUCCACCUUGGGGUGACUGCAAGUCAGUGACAGUGGAGUCUGAAUUCUAUGACACCUAUAGCAUCACUGCUUGCCGCAUCGAUUGUGAAACCCGCUACUUGGUGGAGAACUGCAACUGUCGUAUGGUGCAUAUGCCUGGUGACGCUCCCUACUGCACCCCUGAACAGUACAAAGAAUGUGCAGAUCCAGCCCUUGACUUCUUGGUGGAGCGGGACAAUGAUUAUUGUGUAUGUGAGAUGCCUUGCAACGUCACACGUUAUGGUAAAGAGCUGUCCAUGGUGAAGAUCCCCAGCAAGGCCUCAGCCAAGUACUUGGCCAAGAAAUACAACAAGAGUGAACAGUACAUUGGGGAGAACAUACUCGUUCUGGACAUUUUCUUCGAAGCUUUGAACUAUGAAACUAUUGAGCAGAAGAAAGCAUAUGAAGUAGCUGGACUGCUGGGUGACAUUGGGGGACAGAUGGGACUGUUUAUUGGGGCCAGUUUACUGACUGUGCUUGAGCUUUUUGACUAUGCCUAUGAGGUUAUUAAGUUCCACCUCUGUCGCCGUGACAAGUGUGAGAAGAAACACAAAGGGAACAACAGUGACAAGGGUGUUGCCCUGAGCCUGGAUGAUGUGAAGCGCCAUAAUCCAUGUGAGAAUAUCCGAGGCCAUCCAGCAGGCAUGACAUACGCAGCCAACAUCCUACCUCACCACCCAGCCCGAGGAACUUUUGAGGAUUUUACCUGUUAA
Molecule: messenger RNA, 1584 nt
Organism: Thamnophis elegans (Western terrestrial garter snake)
Lineage: Eukaryota; Metazoa; Chordata; Lepidosauria; Squamata; Natricidae
Gene: ASIC1
Product: acid sensing ion channel subunit 1
Exons: 11
Coding region: 1-1584 (527 amino acids)
Biological process (GO): sodium ion transmembrane transport
Cellular component (GO): membrane
Source: RefSeq, a predicted model, not a curated record